AAAAAAAAGAAGAAGAAGAAUGUUCAAUAUAAAACGUCUUUUUGAUUUUUUAUAAAAAUUACUAGUAUACGUAUCGUUUAAUAGUAAAUGAACUUAAAGUCAUUUUAGAAGCAGGUGCGAAGAAAUUUUUUUAUACAAAUUUUAAAGAAAUUAUGUGACAAGCUGAUAAUACUAAACAUAUAAAAUGUUGAUAACUUUCGAAAGAGUACAAAAUAAACAAAUCAAAAGAUUUUUGGGGCAUAUUGCGUACCUAACAAUAAUUUUAAUAUUAGUACCAGCAUUUCUUUACUUUGAGCUUUGUAUUGUCCUGCCUGCAGUCAUUGAAAAAGGUACAAUCCAAUAUAUUUUACAUUAUAUAAAUGCCUCAUUUCUCCUACUAAAUAUUAUUGGGAACAUGAUAUAUGGCAUGUUCACUAAUACUACAAUAAAAGGUAAUUUCUUAGAAAAUGCACGGAAAGAAGACUGGACAAUGUGCGCUGUGUGUGAAUGUCUCAGACCGCCCCGUGCUUGGCACUGCAACAUCUGUGAUAUUUGUAUUUUAAAAAGAGACCAUCACUGUACAUUUUUUGCUUGUUGUGUAGGCUACUACAAUCAUAGAUAUUUUAUGUACUUUACACUGUAUAUAUUUAUAGCUAUGAUAUAUUCAUUCUAUUACAAUGUUAUAUUUUUAUCACACUUUGUCACAUGGAACCAUGGGCUAGUUAUAGUUAAGUUCAUUUUCCCCCUUGCAAGUUUUGUUGUUGAUUAUGGUGAUGAAAGCUUGUAUGUGUUUCUGGUUGUGAUCAAUUUAAUUGUAGGAUUAUUUACCGGAUUUCUCUUUUUAUACCAUUUUAAUAACAUUUUAAAAGGUAAAAUAACUCCAGAAACAAAAUUUGACAACAUCUCUUAUGACAGAGGAUGGCUUCAAAAUUUGAUUGAGGUAUUUGGACAAAGAUGGUAUUUAACUUGGAUAUCACCAUUUAUUUGUAGCCCUUUACCAGGUGACGGUAUUGUGUGGUUUAUUGAAGAUAAACAGAAGUAACUUUAAAGCAUUGUUUUGUCAAGUUAAAUUAGCUUGAUUUUGUUUUUCAUAUAAGUUUAGUUCAGAUGUAUGCUAUUUUUUCAGAUGGAUUUAUUGUAGAGUAUUACUUUAUUUUUUUCUAGUCACUUUCUAUGCAAUUGUUCAUGAGUAAAUGUUAAAAAUAAGCAUAAAAAUUAUAAUUUCAAAGAAGAGCAAAUGAAAAAGCUCUCUUUUUAUAGUUGCUAAAACUUAUUGAUGACAUUUAUUAUAUUUUUAUACAUACUUUAAUUAAUUAUACUGCUAACUCAGACCAAAUCUAUUUGCCUCAUCUGCAAUGCCUUAAAACUUAAUAAUAACAAGACAAGUGAUAUUUUGAAUAGAAUCAGUUAUAAAUGUUUAGUUUGUAAUUAUGUUUUUAAAUGAUGUACAAGUACAUUGCACAUAAAAUAGAAUGUGUAAUAUCUAUUUAAUAAAACAUUUUUUUUUUAAAUUUAAUGUGAUUUUAAUGAAAUGUAUUUAAUCUAUUAUCACUUUUAGAGAAGCUAAGAUGUAGCCAGCAACCAUUUAUUAAAAUCCCAUUUAUUUAAAUCACCCCAUUUAUUUAACUCAACCCAAUACAAGUUACAACAAACUCACCUCCCAACCAAAAACUGCAUUUUAAUGUUCAGCACAGACAAAAUAUAUUUUUUUUAUUAUUCAUAUAAUUUUUGAUUCUACUACAGACAUUUCAUCAGAUAACAAAAUUGAUGAUGAAUUUAUCGUGACUUUACAUAGCCUAUUUGUUAACCUUCUGCAAAAGAGUAGACUAAUGCCCGUUUUCACUAACGAGGAACAAGGCAAUGCCUAACCUACGGAGAUGCCUAAGCAUACAAACCGUCCAUGAAUACACAUCGCCUAAAUCAUUAUAAAGGUACGAUGUUGACUCUUAAGUUAACGAUCACUAUGCGACUUGAGACAACUAUUGAAGAUCGCUAAAAUGGAGGUGGGUGGGUGUCAUACAGUUCAGCUUAUCUUAUUCCGAGGUUUAUCGCUAUUUGACUUGACUAAUCCGCUAUUUUGGAUUUGGCUUGACUUCAUAAUAUAGGCUUCGAGCACUUGUAUAAAGGUUCUUUAUUUUUUAAUAAGUACUCGAAGCCUUGAACAAAUCUUAGAUAUAGUUCUAUUAAUUAUUGAUACCUAGGUUCUAUUAAUUCAACUCAAAACUUUGUUUAGGCGCGCUAAGAACUUUUUUAACGAAGUUUUAUAAAAACUCCAUAUUAAGAGAUUCCACACUAAAUAAGGUUGUAUAAGUGCAUAUAGAUAUUACUGUGAAAUGUUAAACACAUUGCAAUAAAUCAC
Molecule: messenger RNA, 2338 nt
Organism: Pararge aegeria (speckled wood butterfly)
Lineage: Eukaryota; Metazoa; Arthropoda; Insecta; Lepidoptera; Nymphalidae
Product: probable palmitoyltransferase ZDHHC24
Exons: 2
Coding region: 185-1021 (278 amino acids)
Molecular function (GO): palmitoyltransferase activity
Source: RefSeq, a predicted model, not a curated record